Phacochoerus africanus (Common warthog) is the source of this 5324-nucleotide messenger RNA. It is a transcript of the gene PHF8, whose product is annotated as PHD finger protein 8. The coding region runs from base 692 to 3967 and encodes 1091 amino acids. Gene Ontology annotation, biological process: regulation of transcription by RNA polymerase II; protein demethylation. The record is from RefSeq and is a predicted model, not a curated record. Gene Ontology annotation, molecular function: histone demethylase activity; transcription coregulator activity. Lineage: Eukaryota; Metazoa; Chordata; Mammalia; Artiodactyla; Suidae. The transcript has 23 exons.
UUGUUUUGAAUAAACUUUAUUGACUACUUCGAAUUGCCUACCACCGCCACCGGGCUUCUGCCGGCGACUUUUCGGGCUGUUUGUCUCCAGCCGGGCCGCCGGUUCAUCUCCAUCCUCGUUGGUUUGCUCGCGGCGAUCUCCUGCCCGCCCAGCGACCCCGCCGCUUGCCCGUUCGUCGGGCGGCCGCCGGACUAGGCCCGAACCGCGGUCUCCAGUAGGCCCUAACGGCCGGGCCCGAGGCAGAGCUGUGGGGAAAGCUGGUCUGAAGCACCUCCGGGCAGCCAGGGCCGCGCGACCCAGCGGGUGGUUUGAGGGGAAGGCGAGCGAGGUUCUCCGCGUUGCCGUGACGAUCCCAGAAUUCGGCGCGCGCCGCCUGUGGGGCCGGAACUGCCGGCCGAGCCUCCGCUGAGCGAGGCGCCGAGCCGCUCCAGAGCGAGCCCAGCCACCGGCGCUUAGGUGGAACUGUGCUCCGCGGGCGUGAGGAAUCCCUGCGGCUUUGCGGAUGAGGAGGUCCCUCUAGGGUUGGGACCGAAGACAUUCUUGGCAGGUUUGGGGCGUGAGGAGGUUCCUGUCAGUUUGGGAGGCGUGAAGAGAUUCUCUCUUCGUCCAGAGAGGACGCGUGCUGCUGCCUCCCGCUCCUUUUGACGCUAAGAACCUGGCCCGCCGCAGAACGCUUCAAGGCCCGGCGAAGAUGGCCUCGGUACCGGUGUAUUGCCUCUGUCGGCUGCCUUAUGAUGUGACCCGCUUCAUGAUUGAGUGUGACAUGUGCCAGGACUGGUUUCAUGGCAGUUGUGUUGGUGUCGAAGAGGAGAAGGCUGCUGACAUUGACCUCUACCACUGCCCCAACUGUGAGGUCUUACAUGGGCCCUCCAUCAUGAAAAAACGACGCGUAUCUUCAAAAGGCCAUGAUACACACAAGGGGAAGCCAGUAAAGACCGGAAGUCCUACAUUUAUUCGAGAGCUUCGGAGUAGGACCUUUGACAGCUCAGAUGAAGUGAUUCUGAAGCCCACUGGAAGUCAGCUGACCGUGGAAUUCCUGGAAGAGAAUAGCUUCAGUGUGCCCAUCCUGGUCUUGAAGAAGGAUGGAUUGGGGAUGACACUGCCCUCGCCAUCAUUCACUGUGAGGGAUGUGGAACACUAUGUUGGUUCUGACAAAGAGAUUGAUGUGAUCGAUGUGACUCGCCAGGCUGACUGCAAGAUGAAGCUUGGUGAUUUUGUGAAAUAUUAUUAUAGUGGAAAGAGGGAGAAAGUUCUCAAUGUCAUUAGUUUGGAGUUCUCUGAUACCAGGCUUUCUAACCUUGUGGAAACACCCAAGAUUGUUCGAAAGCUCUCAUGGGUGGAGAACUUGUGGCCGGAGGAGUGUAUCUUUGAGAGGCCCAAUGUACAGAAGUACUGCCUCAUGAGUGUGCGGGAUAGUUAUACAGACUUUCACAUUGACUUUGGUGGCACCUCAGUCUGGUACCACGUGCUCAAGGGUGAGAAGAUCUUCUAUCUCAUCCGCCCUACAAAUGCCAACUUGACUCUCUUUGAGUGCUGGAGCAGCUCCUCUAACCAGAAUGAGAUGUUCUUUGGGGACCAGGUGGACAAAUGCUACAAGUGUUCUGUGAAGCAAGGACAGACACUUUUCAUUCCUACAGGAUGGAUCCAUGCUGUGCUGACCCCUGUGGACUGCCUUGCCUUUGGAGGGAACUUCUUACACAGCCUUAACAUUGAAAUGCAGCUCAAAGCCUAUGAGAUUGAGAAGCGGUUGAGCACAGCAGAUCUCUUCAAGUUCCCCAACUUUGAGACCAUCUGUUGGUAUGUGGGAAAGCACAUCCUGGAUAUCUUUCGAGGUUUGCGAGAAAACAGGAGACACCCUGCCUCCUACCUGGUCCAUGGUGGCAAAGCCCUGAACUUGGCCUUUAGAGCCUGGACAAGGAAAGAAGCUCUGCCAGACCACGAGGAUGAGAUCCCAGAGACAGUGAGGACUGUGCAGCUCAUUAAAGAUCUGGCUAGGGAGAUCCGCCUGGUGGAAGAUAUCUUCCAACAGAACGUUGGGAAGACGAGCAAUAUCUUUGGGCUGCAGAGGAUCUUCCCAGCUGGCUCCAUUCCCUUAACCAGGCCAGCCCAUUCCACUUCAGUAUCCAUGUCCGGGCUGUCACUGCCCUCCAAAAGUGGUUCAAAGAAGAAAGGCCUGAAGCCCAAGGAACUCUUCAAGAAGGCAGAGCGAAAGGGCAAGGAGAGCUCAGCCUUGGGGCCUGCUGGCCAAUUGAGCUAUAAUCUCAUGGACACAUACAGUCAUCAGGCACUGAAGACAGGCUCUUCCCAGAAAGCAAAGUUCAACAUCACUGGUACCUGCUUGAAUGACUCAGAUGAUGACUCGCCAGAUGUGGACCUUGAUGGGAGUGAGAGCCCACUGGCCCUAUUGAUGUCUAAUGGCAGUACCAAGAGGGUAAAGAGCUUAUCCAAGUCUCGGCGAGCCAAGAUCUCGAAGAAGGCAGACAAGGCUAGGCUGGUGGCAGAACAGAUGAUGGAGGAUGAAUUUGACUUGGAUUCAGAUGAUGAACUACAGAUUGAUGAGAGACUGGGAAAGGAGAAGGCGACCCUGAUAAUAAGACCAAAAUUUCCUCGAAAGUUGCCCCGUGCGAAGCCUUGCUCUGACCCCAACCGAAUUCGUGAACCAGGAGAAGUUGAGUUUGACAUUGAGGAGGACUAUACAACAGAUGAGGAUGUGGUAGAAGGGGUUGAAGGCAAGCUUGGGAAUGGGAGUGGAGCCGGUGGAAUUCUUGAUCUGCUCAAGGCCAGCAGGCAGGUGGGGGGACCUGACUAUGCUGCCCUCACCGAGGCUCCUGCCUCUCCCAGCACUCAGGAGGCCAUCCAGGGCAUGCUGUGCAUGGCCAACCUGCAGUCCUCAUCGUCCUCACCAGCUACCUCCAGCCUGCAGGCCUGGUGGACCGGGGGGCAGGACCGAAGCAGUGGGAGCUCCAGCAGUGGGCUGGGCACAGUGUCUAGCAGUCCUGCUUCCCAGCGCACCCCAGGGAAGCGGCCCAUCAAGCGGCCAGCAUACUGGAGAACCGAGAGCGAGGAGGAGGAGGAGAACGCCAGUCUCGAUGAGCAGGACAGCUUGGGAGCAUGCUUCAAGGAUGCAGAGUAUAUUUACCCUUCUCUGGAGUCAGACGACGAUGAUCCUGCUUUGAAAUCUCGACCCAAGAAAAAGAAGAAUUCAGAUGAUGCUCCAUGGAGUCCUAAAGCCCGUGUGACCCCAACUCUGCCGAAGCAGGACCGUCCUGUGCGUGAGGGGACCCGGGUAGCUUCCAUUGAGACAGGCUUGGCUGCAGCAGCUGCAAAGUUGGCUCAGCAGGAGCUACAGAAAGCCCAAAAGAAGAAAUAUAUCAAGAAGAAGCCUUUGUUGAAGGAGGUAGAACAGCCUCACCCUCAAGAGCCCAAUCUCAGUGUGGCAGCGCCAGCCCCAACUCUGGCCACUACACCACAGCUUCUCACCUCCUCCUCUCCCCUGCCUCCUCCUGAGCCUAAACAAGAGGCCCUCUCAGGAAGUCUUGCUGACCACGAGUAUACUGCUCGUCCCAAUGCCUUUGGCAUGGCCCAGGCAAACCGCAGCACCACACCCAUGGCCCCUGGUGUCUUCUUGACCCAGCGACGCCCUUCAGUUGGCUCUCAGAGCAAUCAAGCAGGACAAGGAAAGCGCCCCAAAAAGGGCCUGGCUACAGCAAAGCAGAGACUCGGCCGUAUCCUGAAAAUCCACAGAAAUGGAAAACUGCUUCUAGCACAGCCUGGACCUUCUGAAGAAGAUGUGGCAGGACAGCUCACCCCUGGGUUCUCCAUCAGGAGCCUCCCUGCUUCUCUCUUCACCUUGAGGUCUUUGUCUGAAGAAGACCUCGGAACUCACACCUUCACUCCUGGGCCUUUGCACUUCCAGAUGUCAAGUGGACACUCAAGCAGAGUGCAGACAGGCCACUCGGGAGUCUGAGCCUAGGAGCAGAGAUGCCCAUCUGUAAAGGAGCAGAUCAUCUGAUCCUCUCUCCCCCUUUUCCCUUUGUGAAUGUUUCAAUUGUCCAGACAGUGCCCACCCCCUCCCUCAUCCUUCCCCAGCUCCCUCCACCUCCGCCUGUCUUGCCUCCCUGGUGACCUGGACUGGAUGGAGAAUGUCUCCCUCUCUCCAUUUUGGUACUACCCAAGUGGAGUGCAUCCUUGUUCUCUACCCCUCACUUGACCUCACCCCAGUUUUCUCAGUGCUUCUGGGGAACUUAACAACUACCAUGCAGGCCACAGGGAAUAUGUGAGGCUUCCCUAGUCAUCUUUGUGUCUCCAGUUUGUCUUUUUUUUCUCCACAGCCCCACAUCUACUCUCCUUCCUUGGAAUCAGGGGUCCCUUAGCUCCAUUUGCUUUUUCUAUCUUGGGGACCCCAGGGGCCAAGCAGUCCUCCAUCUAGUCACACCAAAGGCAAAAAGCCUGGCUACCUCCCCCCCAGCACAUGAGGUUCUCCACUCUCCCCCCUUCUUCUGCCCAGCUUUGCUUUUCUUGGGUAUUUCAAGGCAGCAGAGGGAAGCAAGGGAGGUAAGGGGGGCAGCCUAUGUCUCUGUAGGCAACUGCCUGACUAGGCCCUGACUGCUGUAACCAAGACCAGGACCCCAGCCCUUCUGCCCAUUAACACCCCCUUCCCCUUGAUCUUUCAAAGGCAGCUAAUUGCUAGCAUAUCCCCCUGGUUCCAGGCCUCUUUCCCCUCUGUUUCUUAGUUAGAAGUUUCUGUGGAGCUGAAACCCAACCUCCAUUUGACUGGGUUUCUGUUUAGUUUAGUUGGGCUCUCAGAGCCUGCUGUUGGUUGUUUUGUGUUUUAAAUGAAAAGCAAGUUUACCCUCAGAUUUAUGCUUUUCCAAAGAGGCUAGUGUGCUUUUUUUUUUUUUUUUUUUUAAUGUUUCAGGUUCUAAGUGAAGUGAGUUGGGGAGGGGUUGGGAAUGGUCAUAACCAAGGUUUAGAACAUGGUGAGAGAGUUACCUCUGGUCUCUAAUCCCUAGCACAGAGCUGGGGGUUGGGUAGGGGGCAGGGAGAGAGGAUUUCUAUUCACCUUUAAUAUAUUUUUACAAAAAAGCAAUUUAAAAACAAGCCCACCGCUUCUGUACAUGUCUAAAUAUAUUUUUAGAAGUGGGUAGGAUUGUGAAUUUCUGAUGCAGGGCCUUUUUAUAAACAGGUUAGAAUAGCAUCACCAUACAAACUUCUCUGUUGUUUUUUUCCCCCUGUUUUUUUCUUAUGUUGUGUUACUAAUGUAAUUUAUAUUUUUUUUUAGAUCCUCCCUUUCCUAUAGAGAUAAAAGUGAUUUAUCUUGGCAA